Molecule: messenger RNA, 882 nt
Organism: Fulmarus glacialis (Northern fulmar)
Lineage: Eukaryota; Metazoa; Chordata; Aves; Procellariiformes; Procellariidae
Gene: AOAH
Product: acyloxyacyl hydrolase (neutrophil)
Exons: 10
Biological process (GO): negative regulation of inflammatory response; lipopolysaccharide catabolic process
Molecular function (GO): acyloxyacyl hydrolase activity; calcium ion binding
Source: RefSeq, a predicted model, not a curated record
AAAUCAUUUGCUAAUCUCCCAAUGGCUUUCACUGAUGAGCUUGACUGGCCUCAGUUCUCAGAGAUCACUGGAUUUCUGAACUCCACCAUCGGAGGCUGGACAGACUCUCUGUACCUACGUUUACGCAGGAGAAAUCGCUGUAAUCACAGAGACUUACAGAACAUUUCGCAAAAUGGUGGUUCUUCAGGAAACCUCCUCUAUUUAAUAAAAAGCUUGGCCAGAAACCAGCUGUUGGACAAUCCAGCCAUAGUUAUCUACGCUACAAUUGGGAAUGAUGUCUGCAAUGGGAACCGUGACACACUGGCUCACAUGACUACACCCAAAGAAAUGCUCUCCAACGUGGUGAAAGCUCUACGAUACCUGGACUCCCGUCUUCCAAAUGGCAGCCACGUGAUUUUAACAGGCUUGGUAGAUGGCCGCUUUCUCUGGGAUAACCUGCAUGACAGAUACCAUCCUCUAGGGCAGCUGAACAGGGACGUCACGUACAGUCAACUUUAUUCUUUCCUCGACUGCCUCCAGGUGAGCCCCUGCAGCGGCUGGCUUGCAAUGAAUCGUCAUUAAAUCGCUUGAUUUUUGCAGAGAGCUUUACAACUUUCCAAUGUCCUGAAAGAAAUAGCGAGAUCUGAGAAAUUUGCCAACUUUGAUAUUUUCUACAUGGAUUUCCCACUGAGACAAACAGCCGAGGAGUGGCACAAGAUGGGAGGUGAGCCCUGGCAGCUGAUCGAACCAGUCGAUGGCUUCCACCCCAGCCAGAUUGCUGCAGCCCUUGGAACAAGCAUUACCUGGCAGAAGGCGCUACACGAAUGGCCUCAAGUGCUUGGAAAGGAGAAUCCAUUCAACAACCAGAUUGAAGCUAUAUUCAAAGAUCAAGGUGGACACUGA